Molecule: messenger RNA, 3482 nt
Organism: Phyllostomus hastatus (greater spear-nosed bat)
Lineage: Eukaryota; Metazoa; Chordata; Mammalia; Chiroptera; Phyllostomidae
Product: signal transducer and activator of transcription 5A-like
Biological process (GO): cell surface receptor signaling pathway via JAK-STAT; response to peptide hormone; defense response
Molecular function (GO): DNA-binding transcription factor activity, RNA polymerase II-specific; RNA polymerase II cis-regulatory region sequence-specific DNA binding
Source: RefSeq, a predicted model, not a curated record
UGUGUAUGGUCUAUCGGAGGCAGCUGACCUUUGAGGAGGAAAUCGCUGCUCUCUGCUCCUUCCUGUAGUAACAGCCGCCGCCGCAGCCGCCAGGAGCCCGGGCCGGGAGCGAGAGCCGCGGGCGCAGAGCCGGCCCCGCCGCCGGACGGCUCGGUGCCACCAGGUGAACGGACAUGGCGGGCUGGAUCCAGGCCCAGCAGCUGCAGGGAGAUGCACUGCGCCAGAUGCAGGGGCUGUACGGGCAGCACUUCCCCAUCGAGGUCCGGCACUACUUGGCGCAGUGGAUCGAGAGCCAGCCGUGGGAUGCCAUUGAUCCGGAAAAUCCCCAGGACCAAGCCCAGGCCACCCAGCUCCUGGAGGGCCUGGUGCAGGAGCUGCAGAAGAAGGCCGAGCACCAAGUGGGGGAAGACGGGUUCUUACUGAAGAUCAAGCUGGGGCACUACGCCACGCAGCUCCAGAACACGUAUGACCGCUGCCCCAUGGACCUGGUGCGCUGCAUCCGGCACAUUCUGUACAACGAGCAGAGGCUGGUCCGAGAAGCCAACAACGGCGCCUCUCCCGCCGGGACCCUGGUGGACGCCAUGUCCCAGAAACACCUGCAGAUCAACCAGACGUUCGAGGAGCUGAGACUGGUCACGCAGGACACGGAGAACGAGCUGAAGAAGCUGCAGCAGGCCCAGGAGUUUUUCAUCAUCCAGUACCAGGAGAGCCUGCGGAUCCAGGCUCAGUUUGCCCAGCUGGCCCAGCUGAACCCCCAGGAGCGUCUGAGCCGGGAGACGGCCCUGCAGCAGAAGCAGGUGUCCCUGGAGGCCUGGCUGCAGCGGGAGGCCCAGACGCUGCAGCAGUACCGCGGGGAGCUGGCCGAGAAGCACCAGAAGACCCUGCAGCUGCUGCGGAAGCAGCAGACCAUCAUCCUGGACGACGAGCUGAUCCAGUGGAAGCGGCGGCAGCAGCUGGCCGGGAACGGAGGGCCCCCUGAGGGCAGCCUGGACGUGCUGCAGUCCUGGUGUGAGAAGUUGGCUGAGAUCAUCUGGCAGAACCGGCAGCAGAUCCGCAGAGCUGAGCACCUCUGCCAGCAGCUGCCCAUCCCCGGCCCCGUGGAGGAGAUGUUGGCUGAGGUCAACGCCACCAUCACAGACAUCAUCUCGGCCCUGGUGACCAGCACCUUCAUCAUCGAGAAGCAGCCCCCGCAGGUCCUGAAGACCCAGACCAAGUUCGCGGCCACGGUGCGGCUGCUGGUGGGCGGGAAGCUGAACGUGCACAUGAACCCGCCCCAGGUGAAGGCCACCAUCAUCAGCGAGCAGCAGGCCAAGUCGCUGCUCAAGAACGAGAACACCCGCAACGAGUGCAGCGGCGAGAUCCUGAACAACUGCUGCGUGAUGGAGUACCACCAGGCCACCGGCACGCUCAGCGCCCACUUCCGGAACAUGUCCCUAAAGCGGAUCAAGCGUGCUGACCGGCGGGGUGCGGAGUCCGUGACGGAGGAGAAGUUCACGGUCCUGUUUGAGUCUCAGUUCAGCGUAGGCAGCAACGAGCUCGUGUUCCAGGUGAAGACCCUGUCCCUUCCCGUGGUCGUCAUUGUCCACGGCAGCCAGGACCACAAUGCCACCGCCACCGUGCUGUGGGACAACGCCUUCGCCGAGCCGGGCAGGGUGCCGUUUGCCGUGCCUGACAAGGUGCUGUGGCCGCAGCUGUGCGAGGCGCUCAACAUGAAGUUCAAGGCCGAAGUGCAGAGCAACCGAGGCCUCACCAAGGAGAACCUCGUGUUCCUGGCGCAGAAGCUGUUCAACAGCAGCGGCAGCCACCUGGAGGACUACAGCGGCAUGUCCGUGUCCUGGUCCCAGUUCAACCGGGAGAACUUGCCGGGCUGGAACUACACCUUCUGGCAGUGGUUCGACGGGGUCAUGGAGGUGCUGAAGAAGCACCACAAGCCCCAUUGGAAUGACGGGGCGAUCUUGGGCUUCGUGAAUAAGCAGCAGGCCCACGACCUGCUCAUCAACAAGCCCGACGGGACCUUCCUGCUGCGGUUCAGCGACUCGGAGAUCGGCGGCAUCACCAUCGCCUGGAAGUUCGACUCCCCUGACCGCAACCUGUGGAACCUGAAGCCGUUCACCACGCGGGAUUUCUCCAUCCGCUCCCUGGCCGACCGGUUGGGGGACCUGAGCUAUCUCAUCUACGUGUUCCCCGACCGGCCCAAGGACGAGGUCUUCUCCAAGUACUACACUCCCGUGAUCGGUAAAGCAAUGGACGGAUACGUGAAGCCACAGAUCAAGCAAGUGGUCCCUGAGUUUGUGACGUCCGCAGACUCUGCUGGGGGCAGCGCCACCUACAUGGACCAGGCCCCCUCCCCCGCCGUGUGUCCCCAGGCGCAUUACAACAUGUACAACCCACAGAACCCCGACCCGGUCCUUGACCAGGAUGGAGAAUUCGACCUGGACGAGACCAUGGACGUGGCCCGGCACGUGGAGGAGCUGCUCCGCCGCCCGAUGGACAGUCUGGACCCCCGCCUGUCCCCGCCGGACGGGCUCUUCACCUCCGCCCGAGGCUCGCUCUCCUGAGCGUGCGGGUCCCACACCGCUCUUUGGAAGCAAGACUCCUGUGAGGGGUUCGUUUUCGUGUUGAUUUUAGCGUCGCUCUGCAUAUUGGUGCCUUUGCAGACAGCACGCGUGUGCGUGCACACGUGUGUGCGUCUGCGUGAGAGGUGUGCCCGCCUUGCCUUGCCUUCGAGGUCCCGGGUGUGUGGCUGCAGCCGCCACUGCCACAGCCACCUUUUUCUCGGAUCACGUUAUUCCAAGAGCCCCCUGGGCCUGUCUCCUGCAGAAGCAGCGGAGCUGCUUCUGCCGUGUGGGGUACUCAGGGCAGGGCCCCCCACCAUGCCCCCAGCCCUGCCAGGGCCCUCCUCUAUUCAACAGCUAUGUGAACAAAAUUAUUCAAGAAGGGGGACAGAGACAGGUCACGCCUGUAAGCUUUACUCCUAACUUAGAAGCUUUGCCUCCCAAGCGUGCGUGUGCGUGUUCUCACGCACACGUGUUGGUCUGUUGCUUCUCCCCUCAGGAGGGAGGUGGGGGUUCAGUUCUGAGUAGUACUUUAUGCUUUAUCUAAUGACUCUGGACUCCAGGCUUUUUGUGGACGGAGAGCUUAUCUAGGUCAUGGCCAUGUCCCUAACGCAGCAGAAAUGGGUCAUUUGAGACGGGCCUGUCAAAGCUGCCCUGGGCAUGUCAUUUCACGGCCUUCCGGCGCCCCCCCAACCCCCACCUGCAGCGUAAUGUUGUUGCCCACGUUCCCGCUACGCCCCGGUCCCGCCUAAUAUUCCCUCCCUUCCACGGGGCCCCAGCCUUCUUUCCCCGCCUCUCUGGCUUACACGAGAGGGGAAGAGAGAGGUCCUGGGCGUCGUCGUGGGUGGAGGGCACCCAGGACUGGCAGGGCAGACCCCCUCCGAUUCAGGAAACACCCUGCAGCGAGAGACGGCAGCAACGCCUGGA